Messenger RNA from Canis lupus familiaris (dog), 2669 nucleotides. RefSeq names its product syntaxin binding protein 3 (gene STXBP3). The coding region runs from base 73 to 1851 and encodes 592 amino acids. The record is from RefSeq and is a predicted model, not a curated record. Gene Ontology annotation, molecular function: syntaxin binding. Gene Ontology annotation, biological process: intracellular protein transport; neurotransmitter secretion; vesicle-mediated transport. The transcript has 19 exons. Gene Ontology annotation, cellular component: plasma membrane; secretory granule. Lineage: Eukaryota; Metazoa; Chordata; Mammalia; Carnivora; Canidae.
ACGUCACGCGGCGGGGGCGGGGCCGCCGAGCUUGGCCGGCUCCAGUGGCUGCGCCUCGGCGGUGUUGGGAAGAUGGCGCCGCCGGCGACGGAGCGGGGGCUGAAGAGCGUCGUGUGGCAGAAGAUAAAAGCAACAGUGUUUGAUGACUGCAAGAAAGAAGGCGAAUGGAAGAUAAUGCUUUUAGAUGAAUUUACCACUAAGCUUUUGGCAUCAUGUUGCAAAAUGACAGAUCUUCUAGCAGAGGGUAUAACUGUUGUGGAGAAUAUUUAUAAGAAUCGAGAACCUGUCAGACAGAUGAAAGCUCUUUAUUUUAUCUCUCCAACAUCAAAGUCUGUAGACUGUUUUUUACGCGAUUUUGCAAGUAAGUCCGAGAACAAAUACAAAGCAGCGUAUAUAUACUUCACUGACUUUUGCCCUGAUAGUCUCUUUAACAAAAUUAAGGCUUCUUGCUCCAAAUCAAUAAGAAGAUGUAAAGAAAUAAAUAUUUCCUUCAUUCCACUUGAAUCUCAGGUUUAUACUCUUGAUGUACCAGAUGCAUUCUAUUACUGUUACAGUCCAGACCCUAGUAAUGCAAAUGGAAAAGAUGCCAUUAUGGAAGCAAUGGCUGAGCAGAUAGUAACAGUGUGUGCUACCCUGGACGAAAAUCCUGGAGUAAGAUAUAAAAGUAAACCUCUAGAUAAUGCCAGUAAGCUUGCCCAGCUUGUUGAAAAAAAACUUGAAAACUACUACAAAAUUGAUGAAAAGAGCCAAAUAAAGGGUAAAACUCAUUCCCAGCUCAUAAUAAUUGAUCGUGGCUUUGAUCCUGUGUCCACUGUCCUGCAUGAACUGACCUUUCAGGCAAUGGCAUAUGAUCUACUGCCAAUUGAGAAUGAUACAUACAAAUACAAAACAGAUGGGAAAGAGAAGGAGGCAAUCCUUGAAGAAGAUGAUGACCUCUGGGUCAGAAUUCGACAUCGGCAUAUUGCAGUUGUAUUAGAGGAAAUUCCCAAACUAAUGAAGGAAAUUUCAUCAACAAAGAAGGCAACAGAAGGAAAGACAUCACUUAGUGCACUUGCCCAGCUCAUGAAAAAGAUGCCCCAUUUUCGUAAACAGAUUACUAAGCAAGUUGUUCAUCUUAACUUAGCAGAAGAUUGCAUGAGUAAAUUCAAGCCUAAUAUAGAAAAACUCUGUAAAAGUGAACAGGACCUGGCACUUGGAACUGAUGCAGAAGGACAGAAAGUGAAAGAUUCUAUGAGAGUACUCCUUCCAGUUCUGCUCAACAAAAGUCAUGAUAAUUAUGAUAAAAUAAGAGCAAUUCUACUUUACAUCUUCAGUAUUAAUGGAACUACGGAAGAAAAUUUGGACAGGUUGAUCCAGAACGUAAAGAUAGAAAAUGAGAGUGACAUGAUCCGUAACUGGAGUUACCUUGGUGUUCCCAUUGUCCCCCCAUCUCAACAAAGUAAACCAUUAAGAAAGGAUAGGUCUACAGAAGAAACUUUUCAACUCUCUCGAUGGACACCUUUUAUCAAAGAUAUUUUGGAGGAUGCCAUUGAUAAUAGAUUAGAUUCAAAAGAAUGGCCAUAUUGUUCCCAGUGUCCAGCAGUAUGGAAUGGCUCAGGAGCUGUAAGUGCUCGCCAGAAACCUAGAACUAAUUAUUUAGAGGACCGAAAAAAUGGGUCAAAGCUGAUUAUUUUUGUAAUUGGAGGAAUUACAUACUCUGAAAUGCGUUGUGCUUAUGAAGUUUCUCAGGCCCAUAAAUCCUGUGAGGUUAUUAUUGGUUCUACACAUGUUUUGACACCCAGGAAACUUUUGGAUGAUAUAAAGAUGCUGAAUAAACCCAAGGAUAAAGUCUCCUUUACUAAGGAUGAAUAAUGAUUUUCAUUUCUUUUGGAGAUUCUUACUAACAUGUUCAACUAAAAUCAAGACAAAGUUGUUAUGUCAUUUAAACAAUGUAAAUAUUUUAUGGAAUAAUGAUUUUUCAAAUAUAUUUCAUAAGGGACUUUAUGAUUACAUAUCAUAAAUUUGCCAUUUUUAAUAAUUUAAAUAGUGUUGCUGCUUUGUAGAUGAUGAGAAGAAAUGUUAAAAUGCUUUCUUUUUUUUUUUUUGUUAAAAUGCUUUCUAAGAGGAAAUUUUUCACUUUUGCAACUGAAUAUAUUAGAAUUAUGGGUAAUUUUUCACAACUACCUAUGUACAUACUAAUUACUUAUCAGAUUACCUAUCAAAUAUAGUUUUUUGGGAAAGAAUGAUUUUAAAUGAGAAGGUUAUAAAAGUAAAACUGUAUGAUAGAAUGAUUUUCUAUAAAUAGUUUUUUUCAUUUGAAAUUCAUUUAUGUGUAAAUUAAUUCUGUCAUUAAUAGAAUAAUUUCACAGUGUAUACUGUCUACCCAAAUACUUCUAAAGAACACAAUUUUAUAUAAUUUCAAAAUCAUAUAUGUUUAAAGUAGAAGACCAAAAAUAAGUCUGAUAUUCUAAGAGAAAGUAAAUGUAUAGUUACAAAAAUUUAUCUUUUGGGGGGCAAGGGAAGAAGGAGAGGUUGGGAAGUUUAAAAGUUCUAAAUCAGAAAGUUACAAAAAAGAAAAUGCGCCAUAAUCUUCCCACCAUGAUAGAUCCUGUUGACUUUUUAUAAAAAUAAUGUCAUAUUUGUAUAAGGUUGGAUAAUAUAAAGAUACGUAUACACAUGUGUUAAGCAAA